Messenger RNA from Symbiodinium sp. CCMP2456, 3516 nucleotides. The record is from the annotation of a GenBank genome assembly. NCBI's taxonomy places the organism in Eukaryota, Dinophyceae, Suessiales, Symbiodiniaceae.
AUGGACAGCUGUGACGCGGUACCUUUGCUAUCCCAUUUUACGUUGCAAGUUGUCGGGGCCAUAACUGGUGAUGUUAUAUGUACAGUGGACGCCGAUGGAUCCUGGUAUUUGCAAGAUCUGAAAGUUGCCAUUCAAAGCGUGUCUGGCAUACCUACACAUGAGCAGAGAUUGCUGCAAGUUGGGGGAAAGCCAAUCGCAAACGAAGACAGGCACUUGUCAGAGAUUUUAAAGUGCCACAGUGACUGGAGCAUCGCCCCAAAGGUCUCUAUCGGCCUUGUUCGUGCAGAUGCAGAGAGGACAGCCGCACUGGAGCACUUGGCCAUCGGUGGAUCCCUGACGCAGUUGAAGGAGAGCUACCGGGGAGACCCGGAAGUUGUCCUGACAGCCGUGCAAAACAACGGCAGUGCCUUUCGGCACGCUUCCGACCGAUUGCGGAGUGACAAGGAUUUCUUGCUAGCUGCAAUUGAGAGAAGUUGCGAUGUUCUUUGCUAUGUUUCAGACGAGUGGAGAUGGAACCGUGAUUUCGUUUUGGAAGCCAUUCACCGCAACGGCACGGCUCUCUGCUACGCAUCGACUGAGCUUCGAAGCGAUCGGAACUUCAUUCUAGCGGCCGUCGAGCGCAAUGGUAUGGCGCUCUGCUAUGCAGACAUGGAGCUGCGAAGAGACCGGAACUUUGCACUCGUGGCAGUGCGCAAGAGUGGUCUCGCUCUCCGAUACGUGUCGGAGCAGUUGCAGCGAGAGCGGGACUUCGUCCUGUCUGCAGUGCAAUUAAAUUCUGAGGCACUUCGAUAUGCAGAGGAAGAUUUUCGCUGUGACCCGGAACUGGUCCUCGCGGCAGUCCAAAAUGAUGGAACAGCCCUUGGAUUCGCAUCGGAAGCCUUGCGCUCAGAUCCUUCCUUCGUGCGCAAAGCACUCCAGCGCAACGGAACUGCUUUGCCCUACGUGGCCGAAGACCUGAGGGAGGAUAGGCAAUUUCUCAUGAAGACCUUGAUGCUCAAUGGCGACGUGCUGAAGCAUGCAGCAGAAGCAUUUCGCCGCGAUCCAGAAGUCGUCUUAAAAGCCAUCAGCAGCAAUGGAGCUGCCAUGCGCUAUGCAUCGCAGUCCCUCCAGUUAGAUCUCAGCUUCGUCCUUCGAGCUGCAGAGACGAAUGCUGCCUCUCUGCAGUAUGUGAUGGAGGACUUUUGGCACAAGAGGGACUUUGUCAUGAAAGCAGUGGAGGUCACCGGAUCGGCACUUCGCUUUGCCAGCCCAGAGCUCUUGAAGUGCCGUGACUUUCUGAUUUCUGCAGUUCGAAGGAACAGCUCAGCCCUCCACUUUGCCCCCGAUGAGAUUCGCGCUGAUCCAGAGGUCGUACUGGCUGCAGUUCAAGAGAACAGCCAAAUCUUGAACAGUGUUGAUGAGGGCUUUCGGCGUGACCGGGACUUCAUCCUCUCUGCUGUUCAGCGGAAUGGUACCGCCCUGGCAUAUGCCGAAGCCUGCCUCCGCGCCGACCGCGAGGUGGUCCUGGCAGCAGUGCAGAGUGACGGGGCAGCGCUCUCCUUUGCUUCCGAGGUGCUUCAGAUGGAUCGGAGCUUCGUGCUUGCAGCUGUCGGUCGCAACAGCAAGGCACUUCUGUUUGCAGCCUCCGAGUGGCGCGAAGACUUUGCCUUCGCUCUCGAGGCGGUUGGAAGGAAUGCAUCGUCGUUGCUCUUCUUGCCACGCUUCCAGGAGGAUCAUGAAUUUUUACUAGCGGCCGUGGCCCGGAAUGGUGACACCUUUCGGUAUGUCGACGAGCUUUUCCAGAAUGACCAACAACUAAUUCUUGCAGCCGUCGAAUCUGAUGGGGCAGCCCUGCGCUACGUAGACGAAGCGCUGCGCGGUGACAGGGAGUUUGUAUUGAAUGCCCUUCAGCGAAACGCUGAGGUGUUGCCAUACGUUGUUGAUUACUUACGGGAGGAUCCGUCCUUCAUGUUGCAUGCUCUACAAAGAAACUCUCGGGUUUUCGAAUUUGUUGAUGCCAGCCUGCGGCGCAACUCUGACUUCAUGUUGCAGGCUCUACAGGCCAACAGCAACAUCUUACAGUCCGUCAGCAAAGAUCUUUGGCAGGACCCGGAGUUUGUUCGAGACGCCGCCAAGGCUUCGGGAGCAGCCUUGCAGUGUGCGUCUCCGGACCUGCAGAAGGACAGAGACUUCAUCAUCUCUGUGCUGAAAACGAAUGGAAUGGCACUGCCCCACAUUGCAGAGGAUCUUCGUCAAGACCAGGAGGUGGCACUUGCGGCAGUGCACAGCCGGCCUGAAGCAAUGCGCUACGUCCACGAGGAUCUGCGUCGAAGCCGGGAAUUCAUUCUGAAGGCACUGAGAAGGGCAGGCGCGGCGCUUGCCUAUGCUCCUCAGCAGUUUCGCAAAGACCGCGAGGCUGUGCUUGCGGCUGUUCAGCACGACGGCAUUGCUCUGGCCUAUGCCGCAGCCGACUUGCAAAGCAACCGCGAGGUGGCACUGGCUGCUGUAGCUCGGAAUGUGCGAGCAGCCGUGGAUUCUUCCCUCUGGGAGGAUCGCAACUUUGCCUUGGCCGCCAUCGAGCGAAAUAGCGAGGCGCUGCUGAGAUGUCCGGAGCAGCUGCAAGAGGAUCGCAUGUUCCUGUACGAUGCCGUUCAGAGGAACGGUGAUGUGCUGCGAUUCACCGAUGAGAUCUUCCGCUACGAUCACUCACUUGUUCUGGCUGCAAUUCAGAAUGAUGGCACUGCGUUGCGUUAUGCCGGCGAGUUCAUGCGCCAAGAUCGACAAUUUGUCCUCGAGGCAUUGAGUCACAACGCAAUGGCGUUGCCGUAUGUUCCAGAGGAGCUCUGGUCUGAUCGCUCGUUUCUACUCGCGGCAGCUCGCCGAAACCCAGAUGCGUUGCUACAAGUCGACGAGGAAAUCAGGGCCGACUGGAACUUCAUGUUGGCCGCAGUCGGUGAGCGGGGUCAAGCACUGGCAUCCUGUGCGACAAGCUUGCUUGCUGAUUCCGACUUCUUACUCCAAGCGGUGGAGGCCAGCGCAGAGGCUCUCAUUUACGUGCCCGACAAGUUUAGAAAGGACGCGGAUUUCGUUUUGUCGGCAGUCAAGAGGAAUGGUGCGGCUCUUCGCUAUGUUGAGGAUGCCUUCAGGGGCGAGGAGGAAAUUGUGCUCACUGCUUUGCAGCGCAAGCCGGAGGCGCUGCGCCACGCUUGCGAGGAUCUUCGCCACAGUCGCAGCUUCGUGCUUUCGGCUGUUCGCUGCAACGGGACGGCUUUAGCUUAUGCGGGCAACGAGUUUCGAAGCGAUCGCGAGAUCGUGCUUGCUGCAGUGCGAAGGGAUGGAGUAGCGCUGGCCUAUGCCUCGGAAGAGCUCCGUGGGGACCCAGAAGUCCUGGCAGCAGCGGCUGCUAGCGAUGCCUCGUCCUUGCAGUACGCCUCUGGGAUCCGACCAGAGGUGAGUGUGCCUGGAUCUGCCCUGCGGCAUAUCGGCGAGCAGUUGCAGCGAUUUGUCUCACCAGUCGGGGGUCAACCACCUCCGUAA